Molecule: messenger RNA, 1270 nt
Organism: Ceraceosorus guamensis
Lineage: Eukaryota; Fungi; Basidiomycota; Exobasidiomycetes; Ceraceosorales; Ceraceosoraceae
Product: SYF2-domain-containing protein
Exons: 3
Coding region: 123-1202 (359 amino acids)
Cellular component (GO): catalytic step 2 spliceosome; Prp19 complex; post-mRNA release spliceosomal complex
Source: RefSeq, a predicted model, not a curated record
GCACUGGACCACAUCAAAGCUGCCGUUGGCCUUCACGCACAAGUCGAGCGAUACACGGUGCUUCAAGGCCAUUUGUGAGACGCCUCUUCUAGGCGCCAACUCAUUUCUUGGGCGGAAGAAAAAUGCCUCGGAUGAGGAAGGCAGCAGCAGCAGCAGCUGAUGCUGCUGCUGGGCAGGCUGCUUCCGCCCCUGUUGCACCGCCAGCCGCGACGUCGGAAGACGACAGGAAUGGGAUGGGAGUGAACCCUGAAGAGGAACUGGAGGCGCAUCUUGAGGGCAAAGCUAGAACCGAAGCGGAAAGGACAGCCGGGCAGCGUGAUGGGCAAGAUGAGGCGGAAGCUGCUGCCAACGCUGAAGCAAAAGGAGAUGGCAGUGAUGGUGACGAUGGUGAUGGUGAUGGUGAUAUUGAUGGGGUCGUGCAGAGCAUGCAGGGGGAACAACAGGAUGCUGGAGCUUCGACGAGCAAACUGAGCAUGGCGGACCGGAUGUCGAAGAUGAAAGAGCUGCGCAAAAAGAUGAAUGAUUCUUCGCAGGCCAAUAGACGAGCAGUAGCUCAAGAAGCGUCUCGAAACAAGUCUUCUCGUUCCGCCACAAGCUCUUCGCGCAAAUUUCUCAAAGCCGAGCGCAUUUUAGACGAGCGCGACCAGCUCUCUCGCGGUGAAGAUCCCACACGAGCGCGGAAUUGGACCUACUCGAUCGAAGAUGCGGAGCGCUGGAACGAGAAGCUGCAAAAUAAGGAGGUGAGAAGAGACAAGGGAGAUGAGGAUGCGCAGAGCUCGGCGGAGAGGGGGUACAAUAGGAAGAUCAAGGACAUGAAACCGGAUCUGAAUGGGUAUAGGAAAGCCAAGGAGGCUGAUUUGGGCGUUGGAUCCGCCGCAAGUUCGAGCUCAGGAGCUUUGAUCAGGACUUCUUCGGGCUCGAGCCAAAUGGCACGUCGAGGAGAUGUGCAGAUCCCAACUUUGCAGUCGCUUUCUUACGGCACGCACAAACCAAACGAAGAAGCCCUGGACAAGGUCAUCUCUCACAUGAACGUCGAAAGCACCUUCAAAGCCAACAGGUCCAGAAAGAGAGCAGAAGAUCCGGAUGCCGAAGUCAAUUACAUCAACAACGAGAACAAACACUUCAACAACAAGAUCAGGCGGUUCUACGACGAGUCGACGAGGACUAUCAGAGAGAAUCUGGAACGCGGCACCGCCCUCUGAGCGUUCCAUGGCGUUCUAUAUUCUCCGCAGAGAAAUUCUUGCAACCCCACCCCCCUCCCUCUCUUCCC